CGUCCCUCCUCCUGCGGCGCCGGGGGAGGUCAGAGUCGGGGCGACCAGACCCCGCGGGGCAGAAGGAGCGCGAAGCCAGCGCGCAGCCCCUCGCCUGCCGCCCCGCGGCCACGGUGACCCGGGGACAGCGGGCAACAGAGCCCGCGGUACCGGCAGCGAGCAAGCAGCAGACGGGGUCGGCGCGCCCGGUCCCGGUUCCCGGCGGCGCCCGGAAGGUUAAGCUGAAACGGCUGCUCAGCUUCCAAGAUGGUGCCACCCAAACUGCACGCGCUUUUCUGCCUCUGCAUCUGCCUCACGCUGGUUCAUCCUUUUUAUUGGCAAGACCUAAAUCCUGUUUCCCAUAUUGAAUCAUCAGCGCGGGUCAAUAAACUACAAGCUCUGAUGGCUGCUGCAAGGUUUGGCCAAACUAAAAUCCCCAGAGGAAAUGGAUCUUAUUCCGUCGGUUGUACAGACUUGAUGUUCGAUUACACGAAUAAGGGAACCUUCUUGCGUUUGUAUUAUCCAUCCCAAGAUGACGAUCACUCUGACACCCUUUGGAUCCCAAACAAAGAAUAUUUUUUUGGUCUUAGUAAAUUUCUCGGAACACACUGGCUUAUGGGCAAAAUUUUGAGCUUAUUCUUUGGUUCAAUGACAACUCCUGCAGCCUGGAAUUCCCCUCUGAGGACUGGGGAAAAAUAUCCACUAGUUAUUUUUUCUCAUGGUCUUGGAGCAUUCAGGACAAUUUAUUCUGCUAUUGGUAUUGACCUGGCCUCUCACGGGUUUAUAGUUGCUGCCGUAGAACACAGAGAUGGCUCUGCAUCUGCGACUUACUAUUUCAAGGACCAGUCUGCUGCAGAAAUAGGAAACAAGACUUGGCUUUAUCUUAGAACCCUAAAACGAGGGGAGGAGGAGUUUCCUCUACGAAACGAGCAGGUACUGCAACGAGCAAAGGAGUGUUCUCAAGCUCUCAAUUUGAUUCUGGACAUUGAUCGUGGGAGACCAGAGAAGAAUCUAUUAGAUUUAGAGUUUGAUGUGGAACAGAUGAAGGACUCUAUCGAUAGGGAUAAAAUAGCGGUUAUUGGACAUUCUUUUGGUGGAGCCACAGUUAUUCAGAGUCUUAGUGAAGACCAGAGAUUCAGGUGCGGUAUCGCCCUGGAUGCAUGGAUGUUUCCAGUGGGUGGUGACGUAUGUUCCAGAAUUCCUCAGCCCCUCUUUUUUAUCAACUCGGAACGAUUCCAAUAUCCUUCUAAUAUUAUAAAAAUGAAAAAAUGCUACUUACCUGAUAGAGAAAGAAAAAUGAUUACAAUCAGGGGUUCAGUCCAUCAGAAUUUUGUUGACUUCACUUUUGCAACUGGCAAAAUAAUCGGCUACAUAUUCACACUGAAAGGAGAAAUAGAUUCAAAUGUAGCCAUGGGUCUUAGCAACAAAGCUUCCUUAGCAUUCUUGCAAAAGCAUUUAGGACUUCAGAAAGAUUUUGAUCAGUGGGAUUCUUUAAUUGAAGGGGAAGAUGACAAUCUUAUUCCAGGAACUAACAUUGAUGCAACCAACCACCAUGCCACCCUGCAGAACUCUACAGGAAUACAGAAGCCGAAUUCAGAUUAAAAGAACUUUUUAAAAAGUCUUGUUUAAAAACUGUCUAAAAGUGUGUGUGUGUGUGUAUGAUUUUAAUGUAUUUUCUCAAAUAACUCAUAUUUGAAAAUGUAGGCUAUACCACAAUAGUGAUUGAAGCUUGGAUUAAGAUUUUUUUCCUUUAAAUGUAAAGAAAGACUGCUACAUAUAAAAAUCAUACCAGCCUAAAUUUUAGUUUUACUAAAGUGAUCCUUUCUCGGUGUCACAAUAAAAAACUGAUUUUACAUUACUUUAAUGGACAAGUAUAUUAAAACAGGCAUCAUGCCAUUGAAAAUGUGUUACAAUGACCUAACACUCCCUAAAAACAUAAUAAAAACAGAUUUUCUUGCC
Molecule: messenger RNA, 1938 nt
Organism: Balaenoptera musculus (blue whale)
Lineage: Eukaryota; Metazoa; Chordata; Mammalia; Artiodactyla; Balaenopteridae
Gene: PLA2G7
Product: phospholipase A2 group VII
Molecular function (GO): 1-alkyl-2-acetylglycerophosphocholine esterase activity
Source: RefSeq, a predicted model, not a curated record